Molecule: messenger RNA, 1206 nt
Organism: Penicillium expansum
Lineage: Eukaryota; Fungi; Ascomycota; Eurotiomycetes; Eurotiales; Aspergillaceae
Product: putative tubulin-specific chaperone c
Exons: 4
Coding region: 1-1206 (401 amino acids)
Biological process (GO): post-chaperonin tubulin folding pathway; tubulin complex assembly
Cellular component (GO): cytoplasm
Source: RefSeq, a predicted model, not a curated record
AUGGCUGAAGCAGGAAUACCACAUCCACGACGAAUGUCGGCGGAUAAUCAGAUAGUCUCGAAAGCUGAUAUCUCCUUGAAGGAACGCUUUUUCCGCUACUUCCAGCAUGAGAUCACCGAUCUGCAACAGGAGAUGGAUCGUCUUGCGGAUACAUCUCUUGUAGGUGGUGAACGUGCCGAUGCAACAGACCACUGCCUUGCCGGGAUCGUGCGGUUAUCCAACGAAGUCAAGGAUGCAGCGAGCUAUAUCCCCACCUAUGAUCAGAGGGUAUACGCAGAGGCAAUCAAAGCUUUGCAGGAUCGAUUGGGCGAGACCCGUGCAGCAUUCGAGCCCCGAUCAAAGUUCAGCUUCAAGACCAAGAAAAAUAACUCUGCUGUCUCUUUGUCUGACGCUGCCGUAAUGGCAAUUCAAGGACAUCUUAGCAUCCCUGGGUACCACUCCCCCGGUGCCUCGUCCAUUGAUUCGUCCGCAAACCAGACCCCCAACUACCCUUCCACCCCACUGAACGAGCCGGAUAAGGAACAUCAAGAGCGACCGGAACUUGCACCCACUUCAUUCCCUGGUGUCUCGACCGGGGAUUUUUCCACGAAGUCCUCGGAGAAGCCUCCUGGUGGGUUUGCGGCCACCGGCAUAUCCUCUGUGUCGGUCGAUGACUAUCAUAAACUCCACAUUAUGCUUCCAGCCGCCGGGUCGACAUCCACCGUCCCAGUGUCCAUUACCUCCCUGGAUCGCUGUAUCGUUGCCAUGUCUAUUCCCACUGCCAAUGGAAAGCCAUAUGCUAGUCUGACUGCCAAGGGUAUCAACGAAAGCUUAUUGAUAUGCGGUCAAGUCAAUGGCCCUGCACACAUCACUGGUAUUGAGCGUAGCGUGAUUGUGGUAUCAUGCCGCCAAUUCCGUAUGCACAACUGUAGCGACGUUGAUGUCUAUCUCAGCUGCUCGAGCAACCCCAUCAUUGAGGACUGUUCCAAUAUUCGGUUUGGUCGGAUCCCGAAGGCCUAUGCCUUGGACCAUGACUGUCCCGACCACGAAGACCGUUGGAGCCAGGUCGAAGAUUUCAAAUGGAUUAAGCCGGAGCCUAGUCCAAACUGGAGUCUACUUGACCCCAACGAUGCCGUUCCUGAAGAGGUCUGGGCAGAGAUUGUUCCCGGCGGGCCGGGAUGGUCUCUUGAGGACAUCUUGCAUGCCGUAAAAGUAAUCCAAAAUUAG